Molecule: messenger RNA, 1572 nt
Organism: Cavia porcellus (domestic guinea pig)
Lineage: Eukaryota; Metazoa; Chordata; Mammalia; Rodentia; Caviidae
Product: keratin, type I cytoskeletal 27
Exons: 8
Coding region: 31-1338 (435 amino acids)
Biological process (GO): intermediate filament organization; hair follicle morphogenesis; epithelial cell differentiation
Cellular component (GO): cytoskeleton
Molecular function (GO): structural molecule activity
Source: RefSeq, a predicted model, not a curated record
CAGGGCCUCGGCUCCAGUGUGGACACCACCAUGUCUGUGCGCUUCUCUUCCGCAUCCAAGCAGCUGGACUCCCCUGGGCGGCUCUCUGGAGCUGGCACCAGUUUCGCAGCUGGAAACCCCUGUGGGGUCCCAGGCAUUGGAAGUGGCUUCUCUUGCGUAUUUGGGGGCAGCUUGUCAGCAGGAGGCUACGCGCCGGGCAUAGGAAGUGUCCCUUAUGCUGCAUUUGCUGGGACCGAGCACAUCCUCCUGGCCGGCAACGAGAAGGUGACCAUGCAGAACCUCAACGACCGUCUGGCCUCCUACCUGGACAAGGUCCGCGCCCUGGAGGAGGCCAACGCAGAGCUGGAGCAGAAGAUCAAGGGGUGGUAUGAGACAUUCGGGCCUGGCUCUUGCCGAGGUCUUGAUCACGAUUACAGCAGAUACCUGCCGAUCAUUGAUGACCUUAGGAUCCAGAUAAUUUCCGCCACUGCCAGUAACGCCAACUUGGUGCUGCAAAAUGACAACGCCAGGCUGACAGCCGAUGACUUCAGGUUGAAAUACGAAAACGAACUGGCCCUGCAUCAGAGCGUGGAUGCUGACAUCAACGGGUUACGGCGAGUCCUGGAUGAGCUGACCCUGUGCAGAACCGACUUGGAAGUCCAGCUGGAGAUGCUCACCGAGGAGCUGACCACCCUCAAGAAGAACCACGAGGAGGAAAUGAAGGCUCUGCAGUGCGCAGCCGGGGGCAACGUGAAUGUGGAGAUGAACGCAGCCCCUGGCGUGGACCUCACGGUGCUGCUGAACAACAUGCGGGCCGAGUACGAGGCGCUGGCCGAGCAGAACCGCAGGGACGCCGAGACCUGGUUCAGUGAGAAGAGCGCCUCGCUGCAACAGCAAAUCUCAGAAGACACCGGAGCCGCCGCAUCAGCCAAGAAUGAACUCACUGAGAUAAGACGCUCAGCGCUAGCCCUGCAGAUCGAACUGCAGUCCAACAUAGCCUUGAAACACUCGCUGGAGUGCUCCCUGAGCGAGACCGAGGGCAACUACUGCACGCAGCUGGCCCAGAUCCAGGCGCAGAUCGGGGCCCUGGAGGAGCAGCUGCACCAGGUCAGGACCGAGAUGGAGGGCCAGAAACUGGAGUACCAGCAGCUGCUGGACGUCAAGGUGCACCUGGAGAAGGAGAUCGAGACCUACCGCCGCCUCAUAGAUGGGGACGAGGGAUCUCACUUCAAAUCAGAGGCCCAGGGAGGACGGGAAUAUCAGCUAAAAGAUCUACCCAGACAUGUCAUUGUGAAAACGGUUGUUGAAGAAAUAGAUCUUCGUGGGAAAGCUUCACCAAUCCAGAAUUCACCCCACUGAAGAGAAACCCAGCAAAAUCAACAAGAGCGAGCAGAGAGUGCCUUCCUGAGCCGUACCCCACUGAAAAGGGGUGGCCCCGUAAACUAAGACGCCAGAUUUAGCCAGACUCCUAACUGAGGGCCUCCUAGUUCGCUACUUUUCUCCAGCGAGCUCUGAUAAGCUCUGUAGAACUGUAAUAUUUCUUGGGCUUUCUCUAUGGUGAUGUUUCAAUAAAAGUUCUGUCUGUUGCAAGUA